AUCAUGGCGGCUGGUCCGCGGGGUACUCUUUCUCUGGGGCUGUAGUCUAGUUUAUUUACGUGCAGUGCUUUGUUUUUGAGGAAAGCGAUGCGGUUGAUGAAAAAGAUGCGAAGGUAAUGCAGCGUGAGAGGGAAUGUGAAGAACGGAGCGCUACACGCGGCCGACCUUCCCGUUACACACACUACGAAUUCGGCUGUGUCAUUAAUUAAUCACUAACACAAACCAAACGUUUUCGUUUCGUCUGGCGUCAUAUUUCUCCUCUUGUGAGGAAGGAGGUCCUUGGGUGGAGAAAAUAAUCUUGAGAAAACGGUGAAGGAAACCGUGAUUGCGUCUCUUCUUGUACUGCGGCUUGAAAACAUGUGGCGGUCAAGCAGAGGGCACGUGACACGCACGUUGACAUGUCUCGUGUGGCUUCACGUGAGCGCAGCGUGCAUCGGUGCCCCGGGUGACAGCCACGGAGUCCCAGUUUUCCCCUGGGACCGAAUGAGGCUUCCCAUCCGCGUGCUGCCGCGCCACUACGAGCUGCGCGUGCAUCCGAACCUCACCGCGCUCACAUUCGCGGGGUCUGUCCGGAUCGAGGUUGACGUCACCGAAGACACGAAUUACGUCAUUCUGCACAGCAAAGGCCUGCGGGUGACGCUGGCCACAGUCGUGUCCGAGGAAGGCUGGAGGGCAGGGGACGCCGGGAAGCCCCUCGCAGUGCUGGAACACGUGACCCAGGAGCAGAUCGCCCUGCUGCCCAACGAGCCGCUCCGCAGCUCCCAGAAGUACCACUUGAACAUUGAGUUUCAGGCAGAGUUAGCCGAUGGCUUUGAUGGUUUUUAUAAAAGCAGGUACCACGCCAAAAAUGGAGAAAAAAGGGUUCUCGCUGCCACUGACUUUGAACCCACAGCUGCAAGGAUGGCCUUUCCAUGCUUUGAUGAGCCACAGUUCAAAGCCACAUUUUCCAUCAGGUUACUGCGGGAGAAGAGACAUAUUGCACUCACCAACAUGCCAAAGAUUCAGACCGUUGAGCUUAAUAAUGGAUUAGAAGAGGAUUAUUUUGCACGUAGUGUGAGAAUGAGCACCUACCUGGUGGCAUAUGUAGUGUGUGAUUUCACAUUUGUCACAGCUAAAACAACAUCAGGAGUCCAGGUUUCAGUUUAUGCCGUCCCUGAGAAAUGGAAUCAAACCCAUUAUGCACUUGAAGCGGCAGUAAAACUCCUGGAGUUCUAUGAGAGUUACUUUGGCAUUAGUUACCCAUUGCCAAAACAAGACCUCAUUGCCAUCCCAGAUUUCCAGGGAGGGGCUAUGGAAAACUGGGGCUUAAUUACAUACAAAGAGACCGCCCUCCUCUUUGAUCCUCUAACUUCAUCUGCCCAAGACAAGAUGGAAAUCACUAGAAUCAUUGGUCACGAAUUAGCUCACCAAUGGUUUGGCAAUUUGGUGACAAUGGAGUGGUGGAACGACAUCUGGCUAAACGAAGGCUUUGCCAGAUACAUGGAAAAGGUGGCACUCAACCUCACGUUUCCAGAGGUUCCUGUAGAUGACUACUUCUUAAAUGUGUGUUUCGGAGCCAUCGGCAGAGACUGCCUUAAUUCCUCACACCCUAUCUCUAACCCUGCUGAGACACCUGUACAGAUCAUGGAAAUGUUUGAUACGGUCUCCUACGAUAAGGGUGGUUGUAUCCUAAGCAUGCUGAGGGAUUUCCUGUCCGAGGAGGUUUUCCACACUGGGAUCACAAGCUACCUGGAGCAGUACAGCUACCGUAACGCCAGGAGCGAGGACCUAUGGAAUGCUAUAGCAGACACUUCGUCUAAGGGUUUCUGCUACACAUCCUCAGAAGCUGAAACGAUAGCUCGCCGUUACACCCUCUCCCAGCCCGACUUGAGGGAAAUGAUGGACACCUGGACCAAGCAGAUGGGUGUCCCUUUGAUCACAGUGGAAAGGAGAGGGCUCCAUGUACACAUCCAACAGGAGCGAUUUCUGAAAGGAGUGCUGGAGGAGGACCCGGAGUACCCUGCGCUGCAGGAAGGAUACCUGUGGCAUGUUCCUUUGACCUAUAUAACCAGCAAUUCCAGAAGAAUUCAGAAGCACUUUCUAAAGACAAAGACAGACACAAUUCAACUACAGGCAAACAUAAGCUGGAUGAAGCUUAACGUGGAUAUGAGUGGGUAUUACGUGGUGCACUAUGGAGACGAAGGAUGGGAUGUGCUCAUUAACCUACUGGAGCACGACUAUUCUGCAAUAAGCAGUAAAGACAGGACAAGCCUCAUUCACAACGCCCUUCAACUGGUCAGUACUGGGAAAUUAUCUCUGGAAAGAGCCUUGGACCUCACCCGCUACCUGAGGAAGGAGACAGAGAACAUGCCUCUACUGCAGGGCAUUGCCUACCUCAAUCUCCUCUACCGAAUGAUGGAGAAGAUGAACAUCCCAGACACAGCAGCAAAGUUAAAGAACUACAUUUUGUGGUUCUUCAAGGAUGUGAUAGACAAGCAGACAUGGAAUGAUGAUGGCUCAUUGUCAGAAAGGAAGGUCCGUGCCGAGCUCCUGGAAUUGGCAUGUGACCUGGGAUACCCUCCUUGUGUUGAAAAGGCCUUGGAGAUGUUCAAGCAAUGGGUUUCUUCAAACAGAACAAUGAGCGUGCCCACUGUUGUUCUGAGACCAGUGUACCUUGUGGGAGCUCAGCACACAGACAACUGGAACUUCCUUCUUCAAGCCUAUAGCCAGUCGCUUUCCUCUGCAGAAAAGAAGAAGAUUCUGUUUGCUCUGACCUGCACCAGAGACCCUGAGAAGCUGAGCAAACUCAUAGAACUGGGUAUGGAAGGAGAGGUAAUCCGGACUCAGGAUCUUCCUGCUGUCAUCAUCACAAUUGCCAGGAACCCUGUAGGACAGGUGCUGGCUUGGAACUUUGUCCAGAAAAACUGGAAAAAGCUGCUGGAGAAAUUUCAGUUGGGUUCAUCACCUAUCAGAGGAAUCCUCUCAGGAACCAUGUCGAGUUUUGCGUCCAAACACGGGCUGAAAGAGGCAAAGGCUCUGUUUGACACACUGAAGUCCCAUGGGCAUGAAUUAAAGCUGGCAGAAGUUGUGUUGGAAACCAUCCAGAAGAACAUCCGCUGGGCUGAGAGAAAUCUGCACGGGCUCAAUAAAUGGCUGGCAAAGAACUCUCCUUCGCACUCAACAGUGUUUUAAGAACUUUGUGAUUUCAUAUACAAAAGCAAAUGUUUACAUUAAUAAACUAUGAAAUUGUCACAUUUGCAUAGCAGAGAUAUUUUGAAUGAUAUUUUGCUUCAUGGCUCGAAUGAAUGGAGUACCAGUGAAUUUUUCUCAUCACCAGCAAGUGAAAUGUGAAAUAUCAUGUUCAGCUUUGAGUUCAAGGGUUGUUAGAUUUUGUUGAUUGUACAGCUCUGUCUCUACUGUCCAUUUGUUAUUCACUCAACAGUUAUAAAGGAGUUGUGCAUUUGACACGUGUCCUAUUUCCUUGAGAGUGUAUUUCAAGUGUUUUUAAAAAGGCUAACAGUGUUUUUUGUUGUUUUUUUUUUUUUUUUUUUUUUUGCUUUGGAUGGGGCAUUCAACGAACAACGCAAAACUGUUGCCCCACUUUUCAUAUUUAAUAGGAAUGCAUUCGCAGGUCAUCCACAUCCCUAGGAAAAUUCCAAUUAUUAAACACUCUGUCCUUAAGAAUAUUGCA
Molecule: messenger RNA, 3670 nt
Organism: Scleropages formosus (Asian bonytongue)
Lineage: Eukaryota; Metazoa; Chordata; Actinopteri; Osteoglossiformes; Osteoglossidae
Product: endoplasmic reticulum aminopeptidase 2-like
Exons: 18
Coding region: 358-3171 (937 amino acids)
Biological process (GO): peptide catabolic process; proteolysis
Cellular component (GO): membrane; cytoplasm
Molecular function (GO): metalloaminopeptidase activity; zinc ion binding; peptide binding
Source: RefSeq, a predicted model, not a curated record